AAUUCGCUCUCUCCCUCGCCGGCGGCCGCUGCAAACUUGUGCGCGCCGCACGGCCAACAAACCGGCGGCUGCUGUCGCGGCGAGCAAGCUGUUUCUGCUGCACGCGCCGUUCACUUGCGUCGGCUUUCCUGGCAGCGCGUGCUUCCCCGACUCCACAGCGUACUCCAGGGAGCGAUCGGCUGGAUUACACACACCUCCUCCGUCGUUCCCACCAGGAACGCUGUCAGCGGUCUUAUUCUUGUGCAACCACAGUGGCUUUGAGCUUCCCUCUAUCUUUCUUUUUUCUUUUGAUUCACCGCGGUUUCCUGGAUCCGUCCGUGUUGACCCCGUGUUGUUGGUGCUGGUGCUUUUUUCUGUGACUUGGGGGCUGGAGGCCCGCAUCGUCGUCAAGCGCCGGCGUGCCCCGAGGAGAGGAUUGUGUGCAGGGCUCCGGAAAGGGAGCUGCAAGUUCGGUAUUCGUCGUCUACAGGCGACCUUAUUAGGGUCGCCAAAGCAGUGCUGGUCGAGACAGCUCCGACAAGACGGAUCGGAACAAGUCGGCACGGAGUAACUGCGCGGGUUACAGGUCAAGAUGGCGACGGCAGGGAGAACACUGGGCGGGAGCUGGUCGAGAUUUCGCCACUCGGUCCGGACGGUACAGUGACGUCACCCGGGACACCAUGAGCCUAGUCCUGCGAACGGAAGAGCCAGCGUCCCAGCGGCUCCCCAGACAUGCGCUUCUCAGGCUGUUCAGAGCGUCGAUACUAUGCGUCACGUUCCUGGCCGUCUCGGCGCACAUCACCAUUCGGGAGAAAGACCUAGAUGGCAAGAUGUUGCGAUUCACGCACGGGGACACAGGCUACUACACAGAGCUUCUCUUCGACAUCCACAGAUACCAGCUGAUUGUUGGAGCACGGGACCACCUGUUUCGGCUGUCACUGGAGGAUCUCAAGAAGCUCGAGGAUGUCGCUGUGCCAGCAUCAAACGCAGCUGUGCGGAGUUGUCUACUGAAAGGCCAAACAGAGGAGGGUUGUCGAAACUACAUCAAGGUGCUGCUCUCGCAUAAUGAGCGGCUAUUCAGUUGCGGCACCAACGCCUUUGCUCCAGAAUGCACUUGGAGAGACAUAAACUCUUUGGCCACUGUGAGGGAGAAAGUGGACGGCAUGGGCAAGGCACCCUACAGCCCACACUCAAACAGCACCAUGCUGAUGACCGUGCAAGGCGACUACUAUGUUGCAUCACCUCUGGACUUCUCAGCAAGGGACUAUGCCCUGUACCGCAUCAUGGGCCGAGAGCGGUCUCUGCGCACACCCAUCUAUGACCACAAGUGGCUAAGCGAGCCAAACUUUGUUGGUUCCUUUGAAAUUGGAGAGUUUGUGUACAUCUUCUACAGGGAGUCUGCCGUGGAAUUCAUGAAUUGCGGCAAAGCUGUGUACUCGAGAGUGGCUCGGGUGUGCAAGAAUGACCAAGGCGGCCAGGUGAUCCUCAAGGAGAACUGGACAACAUUCCUCAAGGCUCGCCUGAACUGUUCACUGCCGGGUCUCUAUCCAUUCUACUACAACGAGAUCCAGAGUGUCCACUACCUUGAGAAAGAACAGCUUUUCUAUGCAGCAUUCACCACUGGAGAGAAUAGCAUCUAUGGCUCGGCAAUAUGUGCGUUCAACAUGUCAGCCGUCAAGCAUGCAUUUGAAGGACCCCUGAAGUACCAGUCCACGCAAAAGUCGGCCUGGGAGCGCUCCACCACCACCAGUCAACAGUUCCAGUGCCGUGCAGUUGAGGACAACGAAAGAGUCAUUGAGGCUCAGAACUACCAGCUGACAGAUGAGGCUGUGCAACCAGCAAGCCGAAAGCCCCUGUACACGGGCGAGUUGGAAAGGCUGACUCACAUAACAGUUGACGUUGUCCCCACAAAGUACAGCUUCGAUGGAGUCCAUGUAAUUUUUGCAGCUACACUGGAAGGCGCAAUCAAGAAGCUGGUGGUUAUCCCAGGACUUCUGGAAACCUGUCUCGUUGAAGAAAUCCACCCUUUCUCACCUAGGGAAAGGCACAUAUUCACAAUGAAGCUUCUAAAAGACACUAGCUCUCUGUAUUUGGGAACAGACAAGGAGGUGCUCCGAAUCUUUGUUCACCGGUGCGAGCAGUACAGAAGUGAAGAGUCUUGCCUGGGUUCUAUGGACCCAUACUGCGGAUGGAACAAACACCAGCUGGCAUGCACAACAGCGCCACACCUUAAUCCUCUCAGUCUUGACUGGAAACAGAACCAUGCAGGCUGCCCCAACAGCAAUGUGCCUGUUGAUGGAGGCUGGAGUAGUUGGAGUCAGUGGGCAGAGUGUGACCAGGUCGGCAAGGACCCACCCGGUGAUCAUUGCCUUUGCCGUUCCCGGCAUUGCACCAGUCCCACUCCAGCCAAUGGCGGCAAGCUGUGCGAGGGCUCAUCAUUAGAAGUCACCAACUGCACGCAACAUGGCCAGUGGACAGAGUGGUCUGGCUGGUCAGCAUGCUCACGAACAUGUGGUCUGGCAGUGAAGUUCCGUCGUAGGACCUGUGGGAAUCCAAGUCCUAAGCAUGGUGGACGUGUCUGCCUAGGACCAGAGCAGGAGCAAAUAUACUGCACUUCUAACCCACCCUGUCCAGCCCCUGCCACACCUGCAACCCGUGAGAGCACCUGGUCAGAGUGGGGUGUUUGGAGUGAGUGCACGGCACAGUGCGGCAGUGGCUUCCAGUGGCGGCGGCGACGUUGCGACUCCCCCCGCGGUCGUGAGGGCUGUGGUGGUGGCUGCGACACGGACUACCGUGCCUGCAACACGCAUGCUUGCCCAGAGACACGCAAGAGCUCCAACUGGACUGCAUGGGUGCGCGUCAAUGCCACAAGGGAUGGAUACUUUGAGCAGCGCUUCAGAUUCACCUGCCGUGCCAAUGUUGCUGAUAGCUCAUUGCUCAGGGUUGGAAACGUUAAAAAGGAGGAGCGCUACUGUCAUGAGUCAGCAAAGAGCUGCAUGGACUCGGCAUACCUGAAUAUUGAUGGCGACUGGUCAGAGUGGGGUGAGUGGUCCCAGUGCUCGGUACCUUGCGGAGGUGGCGUCCAGUACAGGGAAAGGACCUGUGACAACCCACGGCCCUCAGGAACCGGUGCCGACUGCCAGGGCCCUUCCAAGGAGGAACGGGACUGCAACAUCCAUCAGUGCCAGAGCCACUGGUCCUGUUGGUCGGAGUAUAGCACAUGCUCCGUGACGUGUGGAGGUGGUGGCACCAAAACACGCACGCGCACAUGCCUAAGAGAACCCGGCUCAGGCACCGAGUCGGGAGCCUGCCAGGGUGAUGCCACUGAGGUCGUGGCUUGCAAUGCAACGUUGCCCUGCCCUUUUUCGAAGCCUGAGGAGGAAGAAUGGACUGAGUGGUCUGUGUGGUCACUGUGUGACCACAACAAUGAGCAGCAUCGCCGUCGAACAUGCAUGAUUCUUGACCCCAACCCAACUCAAUGCAGAGGAUCAACUCGUGAAAGCCGCAUGUGUAUCGCUGGCCAAGAGACAGUUGCCAUCCUACCUGGCCUGGAAGAGCAACGUGACAGUGGAGGCAGUGAAAUUCGAACAGAGCACCUGGUGGGAGCCUGCAUUACAUGCCUCGUUCUGGGUGCGCUGGUAGGAGCGCUGGCCAUGUACCGCUACACCAAGCGGCACCACAGCCGCGACCCCCUGGCGCCAAAACACCUGGGGACACCACUGGUACAGGCUGAGGGCAACACUUACGUGCCUCACUCCCAGUACAAGAACAACUUCUCCACUCUGACCACAUCACCCGGAGGAAAGUUUCAAAAAGAGGCUACUAUCAAACGGAAUGGCUUCAGGGCACAGAUUCAUUCUGACCACAAUUUCUGAGGUCGUGGGACAAGAGAAGCAGUCAAAGAGAAACUUCUGCUGCACUUUCGAAGACACUGUGCUGUGGACAGACCCGUAGCGAACAAGAUUACAGCUUGUCACUUGCUAUGCGAAGCGGAUGUGUUUGGGCUCAUAUUUUUUAGCGAAACAGCAAGGGUUCAAGAUGCGCGAACUGGGCGAUGCUUGCAAGCAGCGAACACAUCUUAUAUCAGUCCUGAAGACUUGUAAAGAGAAGGAUGCCAUAUUGCACCGUUUCACUGCGACAGUAUGGAAGUUGUAAGCCUGCACUCACUGCCAGCUCACAUUUCAUGUGGCGCAAUAUAUGCUCCGACAAUGAGCAGCGAAACAUGUGCUCGGUGCACUUGUGCCUUAAAGCAAUGCAAUUCCAAAGCCCUCAACAUAAAUUUUGCUUGAGACCUUUUGGUCCACAACCAGAGUUCCCUGGAAAGCAACACAGUUUACUGCAACAUGGCUACAAUGCUGCACCUGCAAUGAAGUGCCUUUAAAUGAUAUUUUGCUUGCCGUGAUAAUCAUCACCAUGAAUAGAGCCAGAUAACAGUUUGGUACAGAGGUGUCGAAGCCUACGGCAGAAGUAGAACUUUCAGCUUCAAACAAUCCGAGUUGCGCCCUGCCACCAUCAGUGUUCACAGAUAAUGUAACACCAACUCAAGGAGUGCAGAGAAAUCACCCAAUGAAAUAAAAGUCAACACCACAACAGGUUGACAGGAGUGACUUAAAAGCACAGGUGUGGUCAAGCAUCAUCUAAGUACUUGGUGUGCCCCUCCAGCUACUGAACUAUUCACCAAGUGAAUGAUGCAUUGUUGUACAACACAGUUCCUGACAAGCAGACAGUUGUGAAAUGCAAAACAUCACAGCCAAACCAUAACAGUGUAUCGUGAGGAACCACAAAUGAAGUGAACUAAAGGGAUGUGCAGAAACAUUGUCCUAUAUUUUUCUGCAAGCGUUUGCAGUGCUGCAGCAGUCUCAACACAAAAGAGGACACAAAAAGCUCAUCAAGAAUGAUAUGUGAAAUCGUUGCUUCUUGGAUCCAAGGUGCAUUCAAUCUGUGCUGUGUGAACCAAGGCUAUGGGGACAAGAUUGACAAUGCAAAAAACUACACUGUUGUGCCUUGAGAACAUGGGACAUAGGGUGUGCUACAUGAUGACAUCAAGCCCACAAGCUGCAUGCGUACGGUGCUGUUAGUGUUUAAACUGCUGAGUGUGUGACAGAGAAAUAGUACACCAGUGACACUACUACACAGGGUUACAAGAGUGGUGAGUUUUAGUAAGGCCUUGGACUCAUCUUUUCAGCACGACACCAAUGUCUUCAGUUCAUGUCUGCAUUUCUGUUUGUGUUCAUAAGACGCUUGUGCACUAAUUUGUGAGGAAGUGGUGAACAACAAGAACUGUGUUUGUGACUGCUUGAUCAUGUUCUUGAACUUGAACUGCAGUGGACAGUGCAUAGCACAUCAUGUGUCACCAUCAACAGUUUUGUCUGUGUCUGUAGAAUGGGAAAGUACAUAUAUAGAUAUAUAAACAAAAUACUAAAUACAUUAACAUGUCAAUAAUACACACUAAGUCAGCCAUUUGAUGUGAAGUCUUAUGCAAACCUUCGAUGACAGUGUACGUGUGCUUGACAUUCAAUUUUAACAUCAACUGUAAUUGCAUAUGCCUUACAUUUUUGUGUUCCUAUUUUAGACCUUACUUUGGGAGCUGUGCUCAAUCUAAGAAGGUUAAUUACAAAUUCAAGCAACAAACUUUUCUCUGCAUGUGAUUUUUUUACUAAACAUGGACAUGAAAAAAAAUAAGCACCAAUUCUAUAAGAUUUCAUAAAUAUUUCAAAAUGCCUCGGCUCUGGCAAAGUAAACUUAAGUUUCAAAUGCACACCAUGCAAUAUGCUUGGCUCUUCAACAGCAAGUCUGUUUGCUUACAUUGAAGGUGAGACCAGACCUUAUCAACUAAUCCUUCCUUCACUUGGGACCAAUACUGCAUUUGCAUUUGUAUAUAGCGUGUGCCUGUAGAUAAGCUUAGCUGUAAAUUUCUUCUCAGCUGUACAGAUAGUUGGUUAUGUGGCAAAGAUGGAAGUUUAUAUACUGUGAGACACACACAAAAAGGUUAUUGAACUUACGCUUGUGACAGAUGUGCCAAAACAUUUUUUAUCACUUUUAUAUUCAAUGUCCUAGAGUUGACUGGCAGUUACAUGCGACUGACUACAGGGUGCAUUUUGGCCUGUUAUUUGUGACACAAGAUGCAAAGAUGUGAUCACUUUAUCCAAAAGUGAUUUGGCUAACACAUAAGAGAACAUUCUCUCAGAUAUAUUUGGUGCCCAUGAAAUCCACAUUCGCUCAUGUAAGUGUAUUAAACAUUGUGGCACAUUAAUUAUGCAGCUUGUGAACAACACUGAAAGAAGAUACCUUAUUUAAAUUUCUGGAUACCAUCUGUCAUCAAAACAUGCACUUUUGCAGAAUGUCUGAAAAGGGAAAUCUUUGCUGUAUGAUUUAGCCAAAAGGUGAAUACAACCUCCAGCAUGCAUUUGUUUUGGUGUCACAUGUAACCAGGAUAGCAGUGUAUCAUACUGCCUGUCAGUUUUAUGCCUCUGAAGAUGUUUUAUUUUUUUUGUGCGUGGAUGUGUCCUACUAAAGACAUCAGAACAAUCCAAUGGCUCAUUAUUUCUUAUUCACAAGCACUGCAUGCUUUAAUAUUUUUUUCAGAAAACCUUGGGAAAUGCUUAAGCUUCUCUUUUAAGAGUAGAAUGUGAUAGCAUUAACCCUUUAUUGAUUAGUUUUGCCUACAGGUAACUACAAGAAAAUUUUUUUUUCUUCUGAGUUUUAGUAUUGAGUACAAAGUUUCUGGCUAAAUGUCUUUGACCAACACUGAAUGACAGGCAGCAAGUGUCAUUUAUUUGUUUAGAGCAGGAACAUUGGAUGGGGAAGUAGAGCUUUGGCAUGUUACUCAGUCUUUUGAAAGCAAGGUCAGAGGAGACAGGCCGAUGCAAGAUAUCCAGCUGUAGUGUAGUGUAGUGUAGUGUAGCUGUAUCCACCUUGUUCACGCUUUGCUCAUCGUCUUGAAUUUCCAUCUCCCACAUUCCCCGUGUUUUCAGCUGUAGUGGUGUCGCACAUGUGAUGUGAAGUGCAUGAAAUGUACACCUAUGGUUCACAUAUGAUGAGAGCUGUCUAAACAAAUUGAAAACAAAGCCUCAGAUGGCUUGGAGUGAAGCCCAGUUCCAGUUUCCUGACUGGGGGUUUUCCUCCUAUUGCUGAAAAGAUUUCCGCAAAAUAUAUUUUUUGUUUUGCUGAUUA
Dermacentor andersoni is the source of this 7152-nucleotide messenger RNA. RefSeq names its product semaphorin-5A-like. Lineage: Eukaryota; Metazoa; Arthropoda; Arachnida; Ixodida; Ixodidae. Gene Ontology annotation, biological process: positive regulation of cell migration; axon guidance; semaphorin-plexin signaling pathway. The record is from RefSeq and is a predicted model, not a curated record. Gene Ontology annotation, molecular function: semaphorin receptor binding; chemorepellent activity. Gene Ontology annotation, cellular component: plasma membrane.